AUGGCCAAAGUCAGCCCCCCUCCCUACCCCCUUGCCCUCGGAGAGUUGUGUUCUUAUUUGUUGAAAGAUGCCAUCGGUGUCAGCACUGACAAGCUCAAGCCACUUGGAGUGUAUGUCAUUGUUACAAAGAAACGGGUAACGAAACCCUGGUCUAACCCCGGAGGAAAAGGCGGCAAGGGAACGGAACGGUUCGGGCGGCCCCACUGCGAGGUCUUCCGGGUUCUGAUGGAAGGCCCGACCCUCAGCUUGCCCGACCAGUUCCUGGCCCGUUCCAACGAGGAAAAAGGUCGACGACACCGCCGGUGUCUGAUAACUCGGUACAUGCCUGGUCGGAGCUUGUCCUUACUCGGUGGCACGAUCGUGUUGAUGCAGCAGAAGAUGAAACAGCAGAAACACCAAACCAAGGCUGAAUGGUCAUCCCCGGCAAAGAUAACCCGAUUUAUGCACAACACCCACGCCCACGUGUUCCUGGCCCAGGAAGCUUUGGACAAGCCAACAAAAACAGUAACCGGUUUGGCAGCAGUUUCCGUCCAGGAGGCUGAUAUGGAGGCCCUAAUAACGGGUCGAUCUUGCCUGAGCUCCCACUUCAACUUGCAAUAUGCACGCGAACGGUCCAAGUAUCCCGAACUUUUGCUGCCCAUCUCUCCACACCGUUAA
Molecule: messenger RNA, 657 nt
Organism: Thermothelomyces thermophilus ATCC 42464
Lineage: Eukaryota; Fungi; Ascomycota; Sordariomycetes; Sordariales; Chaetomiaceae
Exons: 4
Coding region: 1-657 (218 amino acids)
Source: RefSeq, a predicted model, not a curated record